Molecule: messenger RNA, 837 nt
Organism: Musa acuminata AAA Group (dessert banana)
Lineage: Eukaryota; Viridiplantae; Streptophyta; Magnoliopsida; Zingiberales; Musaceae
Exons: 4
Coding region: 61-528 (155 amino acids)
Molecular function (GO): protein binding
Source: RefSeq, a predicted model, not a curated record
CCUUAGCUCUUUCUUUUGGCUUUCUUCUUCGUCGUCGUCGUCUUCGGAUUCUUCCAUUUUAUGGACAAACGCCUCCUAUCGACGAAGUAUAUAGGGAGAUACGGCCGUGUCGCCGCCGAGACGAUCCGAAGAGCCAAGGUCGCGAAGCCCGCCCUCAAAUCGCUGGCUCCGGGCAACGUGGAGUCUGCCGCCGCCGCCGCCUCCUCCAGAGGCACCGGCCGGGGGAUGGACGAAGGGGAGCGGCUGGAGAGCCGCGUCCCCCUGAGGGACGUGGUGGCCGACUGCACCCGCCGGUGGUUCCAGGACGCGCUCAAGGAGGCGAGGGCCGGGGAUGCCGCUAUGCAGGUCCUUGUUGGUCAGAUGUACCAUAACGGUUAUGGAAUCCCGAAGAACGAGCAAAAGGCACAUGCAUGGAUCACAAAAGCAUCCAACUAUCGUUCAUCAGUUUGGAAGGUUAGUGACAAGCGUCCAGGUUACAAUGCCAGUGACUCAGAUUCCGAGGAGGAGAAGAUUAACAUUAAAUCAUGAUCAAAGAAACUUGAAUUUGAAGAAAGCAUUUUAAACUAAUCCACAUCCAUUGGCUGUGUCUUCUCAGUUGGCAUGCUUAUGGCUAAGUCAGGUGUGCGCCGAUCACAAUAAUCAUCGGCAUUUGUUGGAACCUUGUGCAAACCUAUAAUCAGUGCUUCAACAUCUGCUCAUUGUCUUUCUUGCCUGUAUCACUUUUUGGUUUCCAGGAACUGUAUGAUCAUAUUGUAUGUACUUUGUUCUUCAAGUUUCAGAAUUCCUCCAUGGCUUUUAUUUAGGCCAUGACAUUUUUAAAGGAGUUUUAUGUGGACA